AGUGUUGAAGGAUGAAUUAUAAUGACCAAUCUACGAACAUUGCUGUUCAACAUCCAGAAAUAGCAAAUAAACUGAGCAGACGGCUGAUCCAACUGCGUGCAGCACGCACUUUGUGGCACAAAGAUAUGAACCAAUUCAUGGACCAUAUACUGAGGGUUAAUGACGAUGGGCUCUCUUACGAUGUCUUCCCUUGGAUAAUUGGGCGUGUACGGAAAGGGGAGAAGUCCAGUCAGCCGGUCAGUAUGGGAGCUUGUCAGGAGUUUAUGCCUGUAGUUCUGAGGUUCCUGCACAGUGACAGAGACGAGCACCUUCACAUUGCUCUCGUUAUGGUACAGUCACUGCUGGAGAGGUUCUGGGACCAGCUGCUCCAGAUGUCCCGGAACCACCUGACCAGUUGUCAGUCAGGUAACUUGGAGAGUCUGUACAUGAUACUGGUAACCACUGUGGAACGGGUCAGACAACUCACUUCUUGCAAGAGUCCUGAGGUCAACAAGGAGGCCACUGCUGCAUAUGCUCUGCUCGAGAAGUUGUGAGGUUGUGCACCCGGGAGUGUUGCUCGGUCAAACUGUCAAACAUUGAUUGAUUAGAUGGGUUGAGGUCCUGAAUUGUGGUGUCAAACCAUGCAAAUAAAUUGAAGGAGCAAGCAAAGUCAUAAUGUUCACAUUGAUUUGAAGAAAAGCGUUGCACUUCGGAAUAAAUAGCCAUCACUAAAAAACUGACGAGUUUUCUGUCAGAUUGUUGUAUGGUUUGAUUCAACUGAUUGGGCGCAUCAAGCCCUGGCCUUAAUUUGAUGUAAAUAUUUAAAUAACACAGAUUAGACUAUAGAUUUUUACAUUUCUUAGAUGAUAGAUAUUUGUAUUCCUACAAUACGUUACUGUAAUGCUUUUUUGUUUCAGUGGAUUUUGUUGAAAUUGUAGAGAGUGGUUCACACAAAUAAGUUUUUAUGAGUUGGAAAUUAGUUUUUUUCAAUUCUGCGGACAUUAAUUUAACUUUUUAAAACAUCUCAAUGAGAUUAUUUUUUGGUUAAUGUCAGGAUGAUAAUUGUUUAGAUUGAGUAAUUUGAUACUACAUUUAGAUGUUAUUGAACUUACAUUUUUAUCCAACUUAA
This is a messenger RNA of Bolinopsis microptera, 1108 nucleotides long. Its product is annotated as KATNB1-like protein 1. Gene Ontology annotation, cellular component: nucleolus. The record is from RefSeq and is a predicted model, not a curated record. Gene Ontology annotation, molecular function: microtubule binding. The coding region runs from base 12 to 533 and encodes 173 amino acids. Lineage: Eukaryota; Metazoa; Ctenophora; Tentaculata; Lobata; Bolinopsidae. The transcript is spliced from 3 exons.